CACACAAAGCGGAUCAUGUCUAGAGCGGAGGCUUUCAGGGACACGAACCUUCGCUCAUUACUGAGGGAGUCGCGCACUGACAUCGCCAUGGCCGUGGACGACCCUUUCCCUCUUGUCUAUGGGUUGGCAGACAAAAACAUCAUCACUGAUCAAAUGCUCAAGGACACGUUAGAGAAGGAAAGUAGGGAGGGGAUCCACAAGGCCAUGUACUCGCUCCUGUCCUGGGUCCUGGAACAGAGAAGAUCGACCAUCCAGGCCUUCUGGAAAAAUAUGAGCAAGGACUACAACCUGGACAGCUACAGCAAGCUGCAGACGCUGCUCUCUAACCUGCACUCCAAACGAGACGCUGCAGGUUCCAGAGGUGAGAAGAGAUCCCCGAGAUGUGAGAAAACUCCUCACGUGAAGAAGAGGAGCCAUGAGGAUAGAGAGACCAGCUCCAGCAAGAUUUCACGCUAUCAUGCAAAGACAAGCGACGGUCCAGGGGGUAAAGUUAAGUUAUACAGAGUGAAGAGUGAAGCUCCAGCACCUCAGCUCACAUCUGGAAAUAGUGUGCAGGUAGUGUCCUCCUCAGUCCAGGGAGGAGUCACCCUCUCCUCCUCCUCUUCCUCCUCCUCUUCCUCCUCCUCUUUCGCCACUGAGCUGUCAUUCAGCCAUGAAGACAGAGAAAAGAUCCACAUCAAGCAGGUGUUUGGCUCAGACGGUACCAUAAAGUGCAUUAAAGAGGACACCAGUGCAGCGCUCACGUUCAAGGCUGCUAAGAGCACAUUUCCCCACAAGGGGGGGACAACCAGAGGCAUGAAGGUUCAUUACAAUGACGAUGAGUGUGCAGUUUGUAAGGACGGAGGGGAGCUGCUCUGUUGCGAUGGUUGUCCUCGAGCGUUACACCUGACCUGCCUCGACCCUCCACUCACAACCAUACCAAGUGGCAGCUGGCAGUGUGAGCAGUGCCGUGGAAUGAAAAGAGAGAAAGGACAGCUUCCUUUACAAGCUGUCGUGGCUAAGCCUCAGCAAACAAACACCAACUCCUUCAUAGACGCCUCCUUCUUCUCCUCACUGUCGUCCUCCUCCCUCACAAGUGUCACAGCUUCUGUGAAUGGACCCGCUGCCAGAACCCAGUGCUCAGGUCUGGACAGUGUGAGGGAAGUAUGUGGCCUGUGCCGUCUUGGAGGAGGAGACCUGACUCAGUGCAUCCAGUGUUUGGGGCGUUUCCAUGUGCACUGCCUCUUCUCAAAAGGGAGAUCCAUCUGCUCGUCCUGCUCGAGAACCUGGGGCAGCUCUGCAGAGAAAGAGGCUGAAUCCAGAGACUCACAGCUCCCCCCAGCGGUGCAAAACACACUCAGUCAUGAUCAGAUCACCUCUGCCCCGGAGCCCAUCCUCCAUACGGCCGAACUGGACUCCAUCCUGGGAGAUCAGGGAUCCAUGGACGGCAUCUUGCAGUGGGCUUUCCACAACAUCUCCCGGCCUCUUCCAGACUCACAAGGGUGCUACCAGUGA
Molecule: messenger RNA, 1494 nt
Organism: Limanda limanda (common dab)
Lineage: Eukaryota; Metazoa; Chordata; Actinopteri; Pleuronectiformes; Pleuronectidae
Gene: aire
Product: autoimmune regulator
Exons: 13
Coding region: 16-1494 (492 amino acids)
Biological process (GO): regulation of transcription by RNA polymerase II; humoral immune response
Cellular component (GO): nucleus; cytoplasm
Molecular function (GO): DNA binding; DNA-binding transcription factor activity, RNA polymerase II-specific; translation regulator activity
Source: RefSeq, a predicted model, not a curated record